Molecule: messenger RNA, 3387 nt
Organism: Beauveria bassiana ARSEF 2860
Lineage: Eukaryota; Fungi; Ascomycota; Sordariomycetes; Hypocreales; Cordycipitaceae
Exons: 4
Coding region: 1-3387 (1128 amino acids)
Source: RefSeq, a predicted model, not a curated record
AUGCCCGACGUCGAGGAUCCCGGCAAUCCGCCGCGCAAGAGCAAGGAGCACCAUCCGCCCGGCCAGCACGCCAAGCAAGUCCAUUUUGAGACGACCAACGGCGGCGGGAAGCAGCCGUAUCCUCCUCCGCCGCAGGCCUCCUCUGCGCCCAACAGCCCGGGGGCUACUCAGGCAGCAUCCCCCAGAAGAUCGCAACAGCAGACAUCGUCAAAAUCUGCUCCUGUCGACAACCAGCCCACGAGCUUCCCGCAAGUCGGCGCGCCGCCCGGCCAGUUUGGGCCCGGGCAGUGGUACACCAGCGCCGAUCCGCGCAUGAGUCUCAACCAGCCGCAGCAGUAUUACCAGCAGCAGCAGCCGCAGUACCAUUUGCCUCCAAACGGAGGAGGAGGAUACUGGCAGCAGCCUGGAGUGCCUGUGUUUGCAAACGGUGCGCCAGCUGGCGCUCACUUCUAUCCGACGGCUGUUCCUCCUCACUAUGCUGCCUUUAACAACAUCUGCCACCCGGUAUUUCUCACCCUUGUUCAUCAUUUUCACCAUCAUCACUUUCUGCCCCCUCGUGCUUCUGCCCCUUCUUCCUCUCCUCUUCCAGACUUGCAUCACCGCCUGCCCUACCAUCAUCGCCACCACAACACAUCUGCUUUCGUCGCUGGUACUGCUGCUGCUGCUGGCCGGGACAACAAAAUCAUGGCUUAUUACCAAAACGCCGGUCCACCGUCGACCGGCGUCAACUUUCAGCCGCCGGUGCCUGAUACCACCUUUGGCCCUAUUCCCCACGUCUACGUGCCUCGCUUUGACGCGGCGCCGGUGCCUCAAGUCGGUCCUCCCUCUUUGCAGUUUGUUUACGCUCCAGCAGAUCCUUGCCCUCCCUCGUUCACCGUCUUUAUGCCAAAGACGUUUUACAACGAAGGCUUCAACUACUAUGCAAGUGUCCUCUCAAGAGCACAGCCUGCCUACAGCGCCGUGCCUGUCGGCCAGCCUGGAUACGUCAUUGCUCAGCAGCCCGCUAUGCUCGCCCAGCCGAUGACCCCCGGGCAGCAGCCCGUCUACAUUGCCGGUCAAGCUCCGCCCGGCGUGAUGCAGGGGGCUCCGCAGCCGUUUAUGAGCUGUGGCGUCGGCAUCCCCGUCAUUGCAGGUAAUGGCAACCCCCCCGACGUGUCUGGUCUGGGGCGCACCCAGGGGGAGGAGACGCUGCGGCAGCUGCAGUUUGCGCACGCCAACAAGCUCUUUGAGCCUCAGGAGUUCAAGCCCGCAGACGACGACCCCUCGCGCUUUUAUUAUGUUCGUGAAGUUGACGGGAACUGGACCCAGCGCAACAGGUUUACUAUUGACCACAUGGGUGACUGCCGCUGCGCUCGCCGCGCUCUCAACCCCAAACCGAAGCCAGAACCCAAGCCCGCUGCGCCUGCUCCUCCGCCCCCGCAAGAUGUGAUUCGCGUCGAGGUGACAACCGACGAUGAGAGGAAAGAAGAUACGCUGAAAAUCACAUUUCCUCGAUCUGGAAAAGCAGUAGCCGCCUCCAAUGCAGCGGCAGCAGAAGAUGAAGAAGCCGGUGAAGCCGUCGUGAAGAAGGUUCGCUUCGAGAACGACAAAAAGAGCGCCAAGAAAUCAGCAAUGAAGCAGCCCAAGAGCGACGACUCGGACAGCUCGGCCACGCUGGCUGAAAGCUCCUCCGACGGCGAGUCCUCGUCCGACGCUUCUUCAUCCGACGCCAAGACGAAAGACGACGACGCCAAGGGCAAGAGCGAGAGCGAGAGCGACGGUGAACCGCACCCGACGUGCAAGUGCUCGCGGUGCGUCAAGAGGCGGCGCAAGGAGAAGAAGGGCACCAAGGCAAAGGACGAAUCGGCAGAGGACAGCAGCGAUGCGUCGGAGGACUCUGCCUCGGCGUCGGAGGAUGAAAAGCCGGCUAAGCAGAAGGAAGCCAAGAAGAAGACGGAUACGAAGCAGAAACAGCAGCAGAAGGAGGAGGGGAAGAAGAAGAAGAAGACAAAGGGCAAGAAGAAGGACAGUUCUGAUGCCGACGACGAGGCCUCCGAGUCGGGUAAGGAGACGACCGAUGAGGAAGUGCCAGCAAAAAAGCCAGCCUCCGAGACGAAAGCGGAUAAGAAGAAAGCCGCCGCGGCCGCUGAAGCAAACAAGGAACAGGAAAAAGAGGCUAAAGGAAAAGCCGCCGCUCAGCACCAUCACAAGUCAUCCCCAUCCGCGUCCGCGUUUGCGUCCUCGCCAUACUACCCCUCCGCCUUUCCCGGCCCUCACGCGCGGCGGCCCAACCUCAUCGCCCCAAUCCGCGCGCAGGUCGUGCAGACCGAGGACGUCGUCGAGACGCCCGACGACCCGCCGCCGAAUGCCUUUUACGACGCCGCCGCCAACGUCAUGCGCGUCUACUACGGACCCGUGUACGGCAACCAUAAUCCGCAGGCGGCGGCGGCCAGGGGCUGGUCCCUGUAUCCGCGGCGCGAGGCGAGUGGACGGCCGCUACCGAUCGGCAUGCCGCAUCCGACGCAGAAUCCCUACUAUUACGGGUUCCAGCAGCAGCAGCAUCAGCCAGCGUCCGGGGAGCAGCCGCGACACCCGUGGGCGGGGCUGUAUGCGCCGCCGCCGCAGCAGCCGCAGCCACCGGGGUUCCCGCCGUUUGUAAUGAAUCCCAUGUAUCAGCAGCAGGCACAGGAUGCUACCGCAGCAGGUGCUGGCGGGGGGCAGUUUACAAAAGGCGCGUUUAGCAAGUGCAGUCCCGCUGCGGGCAUGACGCCGAGUGUAAGCCACGCGGACGACAAGACUGGCGGAAACAAUGUGCUUCCCACAAGCAAGAUUGACGAUAAGAAAACUACGAGCCCGUACUACACUCCGAGCAAAACCGCCGCCGAGCUCCGCAGCGCCGCCAACAGCCACCGCAACAGCCCUGCCAAGUCCGCGUCGGCGGUAGCGGCGGCACCAAACACGACCGACGUCAAUGAAUCUGGCAGGGAUAGCAAUAAUAACAAUAACAACAAUAACAACAACAGCAGCAGCACGCCCGCAGCAGAUGCCACAAUGUGGAACGACGGUGCGGCUAAUAACAAUAAUGACUGGAACACGACCGCCACCAACGACGCCAAUGCGGGCACCACGACCAACACCUGGGAAGCUACCAACAACAAUGACCCCAGCAAUGCUGGAGGCGGCAAUAGUUGGGAUUACAACAACAACAACAACAACAGCAAUAAUAAUAAUACUAGCGGCAAUACGUGGGACAACCCCCCUGGUAGCGAGCCGCCGGCGGGAGAUGCCACCAACGUAACGCCAGGUAUACCCGGAUCGUGGGAUCCCGUAGACCCCGUAGGUCCGAGGCCUGCAUGGUGCGAUCCGAGCAUGGCACAGAGCACCGGUGGCGCUGCAGAAAACUGGUAA